Messenger RNA from Triplophysa dalaica, 1191 nucleotides. RefSeq names its product transmembrane 4 L six family member 21a (gene tm4sf21a). Gene Ontology annotation, cellular component: membrane. NCBI's taxonomy places the organism in Eukaryota, Metazoa, Chordata, Actinopteri, Cypriniformes, Nemacheilidae. Bases 175 to 747 code for a protein of 190 amino acids. The transcript has 5 exons. The record is from RefSeq and is a predicted model, not a curated record.
CGCAGCACACUGAAAGACACUCUAUAUUUGGGGGAUCUGUGGGACGUGAAACUUCUCGUACAGCUUAAAAAGUUUCUAUGAAAUAAUACAAUUCAAUAAUUUUUAAUUGCAGUAAUUACAGCGCCUGUCUCAAUUCCUUUUUUCAGACUUUAGGGAUAACACAUAUUUUGCAGUAUGUGUACAGGAAAAUGUGCGCUGUGUGUCGGGGGAAGUUUGUAUCCACUGGCGCUCAUCUCGAUAAUCUGUAACAUCAUAUUGUUUUUCCCUGGCUGGGAUGUUAAAUACGCGCAGAAUGGACAACUUACAGAUGAGGUCAAAUACGUGGGAGGAUUGGUUGGAGGAGGUGCACUGGUGUUGAUUCCUGCAUUUUAUAUUCACCUGACUGGAGAGAAGGGCUGUUGCAGUAACCGCUGUGGGAUGUUUCUGUCCAUAUUAUUUGCAGCGGUGGGUGUUGCUGGUGCCCUUUAUAGUUUUGUAGUGGCACUGGUGGGCCUUAUCAAUGGGCCAUACUGUAAAGUAGGUCUGAUCUGGUCAACUCCCUUCAAAGAAAUGAAUGAGAGUUACCUUAAAAAUCAAGACAUAUGGGGAUUAUGCACCGAGCCCAAAAACGUGGUAGAGUUUAAUGUCGGUCUGUUCUCAACACUGUUGGUGGUCAAUGGCCUGCAGCUCAUCCUCUGUGCCAUACAGAUGAUCAACGGCCUGUUUGGAUGCCUCUGUGGAACCUGCAUUGAGAAAGAUCCGCUGUAAAGUUCUCCGGGUGCACGAGAUAUCCCUCUCUCGUCGACCCUCAUAUGCCUCACUAAUCAGCUAAAUUGCGACCUCUUGUGUAAAAAGAUGUACUGCAAAUUUUUUAAUCAUUCAGCUGUUGCCAUUCAUUAAAUUAAAAUGUACAGUAUGGAAUAUAUAAUAGCAGAAAUACCGUACGUAGGACCAUAGCAUUUUAAUGCAAAUUUAUUUGUACUUUUUUUCACGUUUAGUUUACAUUCAGUCGCACCUUUUGAUUGUUUUUGCUAAUACUUUGCCUUUAUACGUUUUUAAACAAUAGCAUUGAAAUAUUUAGAGACUGAAUACUGCUGUAAUGGGUCUUUAAAGAAUGAAGAACUACUUGUUUGCAUUGGUUUGCGUGCUCGUUUUUAAGAAGCAGAGAAAUAAACUAUUCUAAAAAUAAAAUCAAACUGUUACACAUGUUAA